This is a messenger RNA of Brienomyrus brachyistius, 6678 nucleotides long. Its product is annotated as plectin-like. The coding region runs from base 177 to 4079 and encodes 1300 amino acids. Gene Ontology annotation, cellular component: cytoskeleton; cytoplasm; keratin filament. Gene Ontology annotation, molecular function: keratin filament binding; structural molecule activity. NCBI's taxonomy places the organism in Eukaryota, Metazoa, Chordata, Actinopteri, Osteoglossiformes, Mormyridae. Gene Ontology annotation, biological process: wound healing; intermediate filament bundle assembly. The record is from RefSeq and is a predicted model, not a curated record. The transcript has 3 exons.
AUCUAACAGCAGACUGUACUCACAGUUUUGAAGUUGCUACUUCUGACCACUGCCAGAUCGUCCCUGCUGGCCCAUUUGGAAAAAGAUCUUCACUGACUGAAGGAGAGCAGAUUUUGCUAGAGAACAAAACGACCAGGAAAACCAAUCAAAGAAAUACAGCAAAGUUUAUUUCAUAAAUGGAUAAGAUGGACGAAAGGAAUAUCGACCUAGAAGAGCAGGUGACAGCGGGAGUAGCUGGAGAUGCCCUCCAUAAAACAACUGUGGAGAAGGCAGCAAAAACAGCAAGUGCAGAAGCAGGCAAAAUUGGAAAAUUUAAGGGUUUAAGAAGAAACGUCACUGCCCAAGAUCUAUUCAAAUCUCAAAUCAUUGACAAGAAGGUGCUCGAUGAUUUGAAUGCUGGGAAAGUCACUGUCGAUGAUGUCAGUGAAAUGGACUCUGUGCGGAAAUACCUGCAGGGAACAAAUUGCAUUGCAGGUGUGUUUGUUCAGGCCACACAACAGGUCAUGAGCGUCUAUGAGGCAAAGUGCAAGAACCUCCUCACUCCUGGGACUUCUCUGGUGCUCCUGGAAGCACAAGCUGCCACAGGGUUCAUAAUCGACCCAGUGAAGAACAGGAAGCUCUCUGUAGAAGAGGGCGUAAAUGCAGGGGUGGUCAGUUCAGAAUUAAAAUGCAAGCUACUAUCUGCAGAGCAAGCGGUGACAGGCUACACUGAUCCCUACACGGGGAACACAAUUUCCCUUUUCCAGGCCAUGAAGAAGGAUCUGAUCGUCAAGGACCAUGGCAUUCGGCUUCUGGAAGCACAGAUCGCCACUGGUGGCAUCAUUGACCCAGUGAACAGUCAUCGAAUUCCGGUACAAGUGGCGUACCAGCGAGGGUAUUUUGAUGAGGAAAUGAAUCUGAUCCUUUCUGACCCCAGUGAUGAUACUAAGGGCUUUUUUGACCCCAACACUCAAGAGAACCUCACCUAUUUGCAGUUGUUGGAACGAUGUGUGAGGGAUCCAGUAACUGGCCUUAGCUUGCUUGUUGUUGUAAAGAAAGGAGAACAGUACUUCUUCGUUGAUGAGAAAACCAAAAGCAUUCUGAAAUCCACCACCACUACCAAAGCAGGGGGUCACUUUUCAGGAAAGGAAGUGUCUCUUUGGGAGCUGCUGUAUUCCCAGUAUGUAGUUGAAGAGAAAAGGCGGGAAAUAGUCGAGCAGUACAAAUCUGGGGUAAUUACAAUUGAGCAGUUUACGGUGCUCCUCCUGCAAAUAAUUACAGAGAAGACGACUGUUACACAGACAGUAACAACUACAACAACUAAGGAAGUAUGCACAAUUGGAAAAUUUAAAGGUCUAAGGAGGAACAUUACUGCUGAAGACCUUUUCAAAUCUCAAAUCAUUAACAAAAAGUUGCUCGAUGAUUUGAAUGCUGGGAAAGUCACUGUCGAUGAUGUCAGUGAAAUGGACUCUGUGCGGAAAUACCUGCAGGGAACAAAUUGCAUUGCAGGUGUGUUUGUUCAGGCCACACAACAGGUCAUGAGCAUCUAUGAGGCAAAGUGCAAAAGCCUCCUCACUCCUGGGACUUCUCUGGUGCUCCUGGAAGCACAAGCUGCCACAGGGUUCAUAAUCGACCCAGUGAAGAACAGGAAGCUCUCUGUAGAAGAGGGGGUAAAUGCAGGGGUGGUCGGUUCAGAAUUAAAAAGCAAGCUGCUGUCUGCAGAGCGAGGGGUGACAGGCUACACUGAUCCCUACACGGGGAACACAAUUUCCCUUUUCCAGGCCAUGAAGAAGGAUCUGAUCGUCAAGGACCAUGGCAUUCGGCUUCUGGAAGCACAGAUCGCCACUGGUGGCAUCAUUGACCCAGUGAACAGUCAUCGAAUUCCAGUACAAGUGGCGUACCAGCGAGGGUAUUUUGAUGAGGAAAUGAAUCUGAUCCUUUCUGAUCCCAGUGAUGAUACUAAGGGCUUUUUUGACCCCAACACUCAAGAGAACCUCACCUAUUUGCAGUUGUUGGAACGAUGUGUGAGGGAUCCAGUAACUGGCCUUAGCUUGCUUGUUGUUGUAAAGAAAGGAGAACAGUACUUCUUCGUUGAUGAGAAAACCAAAAGCAUUCUGAAAUCCACCACCACUACCAAAGCAGGGGGUCACUUUUCAGGAAAGGAAGUGUCUCUUUGGGAGCUGCUGUAUUCCCAGUAUGUAGUUGAAGAGAAAAGGCGGGAAAUAGUUGAGCAGUACAAAUCUGGGGUAAUUACAAUUGAGCAGUUUACGGUGCUCCUCCUGCAAAUAAUUACAGAGAAGACGACUGUUACACAGACAGUAACAACUACAACAACUAAGGAAGUAUGCACAAUUGGAAAAUUUAAAGGUCUAAGGAGGAACAUUACUGCUGAAGACCUUUUCAAAUCUCAAAUCAUUAACAAAAAGUUGCUCGAUGAUUUGAAUGCUGGGAAAGUCACUGUCGAUGAUGUCAGUGAAAUGGACUCUGUGCGGAAAUACCUGCAGGGAACAAAUUGCAUUGCAGGUGUGUUUGUUCAGGCCACACAACAGGUCAUGAGCAUCUAUGAGGCAAAGUGCAAGAACCUCCUCACUCCUGGGACUUCUCUGGUGCUCCUGGAAGCACAAGCUGCCACAGGGUUCAUAAUCGACCCAGUGAAGAACAGGAAGCUCUCUGUAGAAGAGGGCGUAAAUGCAGGGGUGGUCAGUUCAGAAUUAAAAAGCAAGCUGCUGUCUGCAGAGCGAGGGGUAACAGGCUACACUGAUCCCUACACGGGGAACACAAUUUCCCUUUUCCAGGCCAUGAAGAAGGAUCUGAUCGUCAAGGACCAUGGCAUUCGGCUUCUGGAAGCACAGAUCGCCACUGGUGGCAUCAUUGACCCAGUGAACAGUCAUCGAAUUCCAGUACAAGUGGCGUACCAGCGAGGGUAUUUUGAUGAGGAAAUGAAUCUGAUCCUUUCUGACCCCAGUGAUGAUACUAAGGGCUUUUUUGACCCCAACACUCAAGAGAACCUCACCUAUUUGCAGUUGUUGGAACGAUGUGUGAGGGAUCCAGUAACUGGCCUUAGCUUGCUUGUUGUUGUAAAGAAAGGAGAACAGUACUUCUUCGUUGAUGAGAAAACCAAAAGCAUUCUGAAAUCCACCACCACUACCAAAGCAGGGGGUCACUUUUCAGGAAAGGAAGUGUCUCUUUGGGAGCUGCUGUACUCCCAGUAUGUAGUUGAAGAGAAAAGGCGGGAAAUAGUUGAGCAGUACAAAUCCGGGGUAAUUACAAUUGAGCAGUUUACGCUGCUCCUCCUGCAAAUAAUUACAGAGAAGACGACUGUUACACAGACAGUAACAACUACAACAGCUAAAGAAGUAUGCACAAUUGGAAAAUUUAAAGGUCUAAGGAAGAACAUUACUGCUGAAGACCUAUUCAAAUCUCAAAUCAUUGACAAAAAGUUGCUCGAUGAUUUGAAUGCUGGGAAAGUCACUGUCGAUGAUGUCAGUGAAAUGGACUCUGUGCGGAAAUACCUGCAGGGAACAACUUGCAUUGCAGGUGUGUUUGUUCAGGCCACACAACAGGUCAUGAGCAUCUAUGAGGCAAAGUGCAAGAACCUCCUCACUCCUGGGACUUCUCUGGUGCUCCUGGAAGCACAAGCUGCCACAGGGUUCAUAAUCGACCCAGUGAAGAACAGGAAGCUCUCUGUAGAAGAGGGGGUAAAUGCAAGGGUGGUCGGUUCAGAAUUAAAAAGCAAGCUGCUGUCUGCAGAGCGAGGGGUGACAGGCUACACUGAUCCCUACACGGGGAACACAAUUUCCCUUUUCCAGGCCAUGAAGAAGGAUCUGAUCGUCAAGGACCAUGGCAUUCGGCUUCUGGAAGCACAGAUCGCCACUGGUGGCAUCAUUGACCCAGUGAACAGUCAUCGAAUUCCAGUACAAGUGGCGUACCAGCGAGGGUAUUUUGAUGAGGAAAUGAAUCUGCUCCUUUCUGACCCCAGUGAUGAUACUAAGGGCUUUUUUGACCCCAACACUCAAGAGAACCUCACCUAUUUACAGUUGUUGGAACGAUGUGUGAAGGAUCCAGUAACUGGCCUUUUUUUACUGCCUUUAAGGAAGUGAAUUAUUAUUUGCUAAUUUCGUUUAGUUGUUAUUGAAAUUGAUCAUACAUCUCUGCCCUGCCAUAGAAAUGUUCCUCAGUGGAUGGUUUCUUAUGUCAGCAAUUACAGUCUUUGACAGAUUUUUUAGCUUCACAAAUUACCCCUUAUUGGCCUAAAAUGAAAUGUGUCUUGUAACACUUUUAAACCAACUCUAAAAAGAAAAUCAUUUCUCCUUAUUGGAAUUAUUAUACAAUACAGACUGUCACUGACCUAUGACCUAUGUGACAUACGACCACUCGCACAUAUGACUGACAUUUUAAAAAAUAUAUUCAAAAUAAAAUAGAUCUAUGUAUACCUGCAGGGAACAAACUGUAUAUAUAAAAAUAUUUCAGGCAGCUGUAUGCCUGGCAGUGCUACACUUAUACCAUAUACUAUUGUUUUCUGUGGCAAAUAUCACACAAUAUGCGCUGCGCACUGUACGAAAAGUUUAUAUUUUUUUAAAAUUCUUAUAUAUGUUGCUAUAUGUUGCAUAAAACCUUUUUUGAAGCCUGAGAACAUGUUAGACAUUGGUACACUGUAAUGUAUAUGCCAAUUCACACAUACGUCCAUUUCAACAUGUGACCUGUCUGUCAGGAUGGUGCCCAGACAUAAGUCAGAGACAUUCUAUAGUACAAUAUUUGCCAAAUCUGAUCAUUACAACAUAAUUUACAAGCUGAUGUUUUAAAUAGUUUUUAACUUCACUUAGCCUGGGAUAGGAAUAAUGUUUUGGUACUUGAACAUGGUUUUCUCGAAAAAAACUGUGGUAGAGUUUUUUUUUUUUUUUUUUAAACCUAAAUAUAGAGCAUUUUUUCUGCUUUUAUCUUUGCCCUUCAGUUAAGUUCAGCUCAUAUUCUGUUAUUUUUUUAUUACAUGUUAAAUUUUGUGAACGAAUGGUGUAUAUGCCCUGCAAUGGGUUGGUGCCCCGUCCUGUAUUAUUCCCUGCCUUGUGCCUGUAGCCUCUGGGAUAGGCUACAGACCCAAUGCGACCUUGAAUAGGACAAGCAGGUACAGAAAAAUGUAUGGGUGAGUCAUUAUAAUCCUGUUAUUAUUUGCUUCUUUACUAUAACAAAACUAAUCAAAGUGGAUCUUUAGUUGGUUGAUUUUACUGGUAAUUCAUUUAUGAUGAUGAAAAGCAAAUGGCCUGAUGCCUGCAGAGUUUGUCAUUGAUUUCUGCCACUUACUCUGUUCUUCCCAGGUUUUUUUGUCUUCCCAUAUUUUUCCUCUCUAGGUACUCCAGCUUCCUGAAACAGCCUAUAAACAUGCAUUUUAGGGGAUUUGGUGUCUCAAGCCUGUUCUUUGUUAGACUGGAAUGCAUCAUGUCUCCAUGCUUCCCAAGACAGGUUCUCUAGGUUGCCUGCUACUCUACACUGGGUACUGUAGGUGGUUACAGGACAUGAAUAAAUGGAAAGAGUUUUACAUUAAGUGACUUGCGGGGUUUCAGUGCAUAACUGUGAAAUUUUAUUGAUGUAUCUGUUCACUAUUUAGCAAUCACACUGUGGGGUGGAAUCUGGACUGUGUGUCUAAUUACCUUAUUGACAUUACAAUUAUACAACAGUUCAAUAGUUCCGACCAGGAAAUCUGAUUGGGCAUAACCGUGCUCAGACAUAUCACAUCAGAUGUAUCACUCUGCUUUACAGGUGAAUCUAAAAGCCGUUGCACAGUCAAAUUGAAAUGGUGCAAUGUAGUUGGGAAUGAGUGACCUGUGUUGCGUUGGGAUGUUUGUGCUGUUGGCAACAGUCAACAUUUGCCUGACGGGAAAAUUUUUUUGUGGAGGCCUGUACAUGCUUAAAUGGGAACACUUUACUUGACAGGGCACAAUUGCUUAGUAGUGAUUCAGGUACUACUGAAGUACAAAUCAUGAACAAAUCCUGAACAAAUAUAGUUACUACUCGAGAUAAAAUAUGUCGUGCUUCGUUAAUGAUGAACAAACACAAGUAUCAGUAUUUGACUUGUUAUUCAUUACUUGUUCCUUCAGUAGUGCCUUCAUUGGUUCACAAAGGUUUACAGUAUUAACAGAUAUAGUAACAAAUAUAGUAACUGCUUGGGGAAAAACAUGAGUCACAAUUCAUUAGUGAUGAAUUAACAUGAGAUCAGUAUGUAACUAGGACUAGUUUAUGGUUAAUUAAUACAUAAGUAAUAGUAUACUAUAUUAUUUGUGCAGUCAAGUAAAGUGUUGCCGUUUAAAUAAAAAAUCAAGCAAAGUAUUAUCUGUUGUGGCUUAUUACUGUUAACCCUACUCGAUGAACUGUUGUAUAAAAGCAACAACACCCUCUAAGUCAUGUGGUUGUACUCCAAUAUAUCAUGGCUGUGAUUUGGUAAUAGACAUAAGGCGGCACUUCUUCUCAUGUUAUUGCUUAAAGUGUGCAGCUAUAUAGCUGGUAUACAUUGUUAUUGCUUCUCAUGUUAUUGCUUAAAGUGUGCAGCCUCAUAGCUGGUAUAUAUUGUUAUUGCUUCUCAUGUUAUUGCUUAAAGUGUGCAGCUUCAUAGCUGGUAUACAUUGUUAUUGCUUCUCAUGUUAUUGCUUAAAGUGUGCAGCUUUAUAGUUGGUAUACAUUGUUCUUUAAAUAAAAUGAAUCACACAA